UAUCGGCAGAGGUCGCAUGGCAGAGGGAAGUCUAACCACUUCUGUACUGGAACCAAUGCAAGAAUAUGCUGCUCCAUAACAAAGCCUGUAUGGAGUGCUGAUAGCAGUGGAGGAAGCACCAGAGGACGUCUGUGGGACUGUUUGAAUUGUUUUAAGUCGUGAAAAAAAAAUACAACCUCACAAAACAGGAUUUAAGUUGGAGCUUUGCAUUGUUUGGCCAACACGUGCGUACCACCAAUGAAUUUGCACUAUCCGUUUAGAGUGAGUGAGUGAGUCUGUUACGCAUCCUGGCUCUGAAGGAGGACUGCGCAUCAGCAGAUUUGUUGCCGAAGUACGAAUCUGAAGAACACAGUUCACCGAGAAAAACUCCUGCACUUGUUUUUUCUUUCCAGUUUAUCAUUAUUAUAUUUUUAUUUUUUUUUAGUAUUUAUAUUUACUACCAUUUCCUCCAGCUUUGGCGCCGUAUAUAACCAAACAGUCAGUGAAACACGCCGAAAGUGAUUUCAUGCCUUCAGUCUCGCUCAGCCUGAGAUGGACGUGAGAUUUUAUCCUGCGCCCCCGGCAAAUGUGGGUUCUUGCUCCCUGCCGACUGAUCCAAGUUGCCUGAACUCCUUGGACUAUUACCACUCGAACAAGGCCCAGUACAGUGUUAGGCUUCGCACUGCCCCCCCUUCAGGCAUCAACCCAUCUAGGAAAAGACUGGCCAUUGCUAUGUUUGAUGCUGACAACAUGUACAUGAAUGACAGCAACCAAGAGUUUCGGUCUCCAAAUCAGAGCUACUCCAGUCAGGGUCGAGGAAGCAGUGGUGGAGGUGGAGGAGGAGGGGGAGGAGGGGGCACAGGGGAUGAAGACUACGAGAUUCCCCCCAUCACGCCUCCAAACCACGUUGACCCUUCCCUGCUUCACCUCACAGAGCACGAUUCGGGUUACCCCUUCCACUCACUGCCUCACAAUGGCUUGCUCAACACCUACUCCUAUCCCGAGCUGCCCGCUCUGAUGAUGUCCAACAUGCUGGGUCAGGACACUCACCUCCUCUCUGGGCCUAUCCACUCGAUAAGCAACGAGAAAAGGGCUGCAGCAGAAAUGAUGAAGCCUAAACCCAAACCUCAGAAGAAGAAAAAGAAGAAGGACCCAAAUGAACCACAGAAGCCUGUGUCUGCAUAUGCACUCUUCUUCAGAGACACCCAAGCUGCCAUCAAAGGCCAAAAUCCCAAUGCCACUUUUGGUGAUGUGUCCAAGAUUGUGGCCUCCAUGUGGGACAGCCUUGGCGAGGAACAGAAGCAGGGCUACAAGAGGAAAACCGAGGCAGCUAAGAAAGAAUACCUGAAAGCGUUGGCUGCGUACCGAGCCAGUCUGGUUUCCAAGACAUACAAUGAUCCAGAACCAAAAAGUGCCCAACAGACCAGCCAACCCUCUCACCUGCUGCCCCCCAAACAGCCCCUGUACAGCGUGCCCCCUCAGUCCUCCUCCCCCUACCUGGGCCCUCCAGGCUCCUUCCCACUCUCUGAACUCCAGAGUUAUGGAGGGCCGCCGCGCCACACCCUGGGCCAGGCCCUCAGUCAGUCCCAGAUGCUCCCACCCAGCAUGAGUGCCUCUCCCCCAGCCCCCUUCCAGAUCAGCCCGCCUCUGCACCCGCACGCUCAGCUCUCUUUGCAUCUGAAUCAGCCAAUCCGCAUGCAGCAGUCACAGCAAAUCAUCUCUCACCAAAUGGGGCUCCAGGCAUCUCUGCAUUCCCCUCCGCUCAACCAACAGGGAUUCUCCCAUCUUCAGGCUGAUUACCAGAACAGCGUUGGCGGCUCUCAGUCUCCAGGAGCGCCCAAUCCAGUGCACGGCCAAAACCCCGACUGGGAAGGCGAGUACUGCAACAGAGACUGUGGACCCAACCACUGCGGCAGCGGCAUGGGAGCCCGGGACAAGCCUCUCUACCUCACUUGAAGUUAUAUGACCUCCUCAUGUCAGACUCCAGAGAGCUUUCUAACAUAACAACAACAUCAUUGAUGUAUCUGUUUUUUCACCAUUUUUCAUUUUUUGUUUUUUUUGCGGGGGGGUGGGGUGGGGGGGUGUUAUUUUAUUCUUCUGAUGGAUUUUGAAAAUCCCAAAGACUGCUACAGCACCACCUUUUUGCCAAGCACUUAAAUCAGCCACAAGCCUGAGGCACUGCCUUUGCUUUCUCUUUUCCUCUUUUUUUUCUUUCUCCUGGUCUGUGAACAAUGUUUUUGAGGUGAUGGCGAGCUUUAAGCUCACAUUGGCAUACUGGAAAUGAGGGCCUAAAAUGUCCUCUCAUAUUGCUUUGAUUUUUUUUUUUUCUUUUUGUUGAGAGAUCUCUUUUCUUCUCACUCAAUUGCUCUGUGUUUGCCACAAACUAUCCUUAUUAGGAAGAUGUGAAAUGCUUAAAGCAUUCUCAAAGGUAGAAAAUCUAAUGCGGGAAACUAGAUUAUUGACGCUCAUCGGGGAGGGGGGGUUUACUUCAGGACAUUAUGAAACAACUCCAUCUGAAGGCAAAGCAAUGAAGGUGUUUCCGAGAAUACAUAAACUCUUUGUAAAGCAUCAUUCCUCUUACUGAAGAACUUCAUAUUUUCCUUUAUCACGGAGUGAUUGUAAAUAUCACCAAAAUGGAUCCCUCUUCUCUGUGUAUUGAGCUGGAGUCCCUCUGCUUUUUUUUUUUUUUAACUCUCUUUUGUUUGGUUAAGUGAUUUUCUUUUUGCCGUGCAGACGGGUUCAGUGAAGGGCCACACACAUUAAAGCUGAAGUUUAACGCUGUGUUCAUGUCUCUCCAAAAAAAAAAAAAGGACGCAGGAAAUUUAAAGGCUGCAAACUGUUCAGGGUCCUCCUCAGCCGGGCAGAGCUCCUACACGGACAUCGCUCCUCUUGUUUAUCCUCGGGACAUUAUGCAGGGGUCACUGAUUGAACCUUUUAGCUCCUCCUACUCAUGUCAAUACGGACGCCCCCUUUUGCCUAUAGCUCCGCCUUCCAUCCUUUUAGUCUCAUCACUUGUACAGGUGAAUAAAAAAAUAUGUUGCUAAAUGUGAAAUGUUACUAAAGAAAAAAAAAAAACAUAACAGUGGGUUUUCAAGUUUUUGACUAGUUUCUUAGGUGUUUUAGAAUUGUGUUAAACUUUUCCAUCUUUAUCUUUUUUUUUUUUUUGCGUGCAAAACAUUUUCAAGAUAUCUCAUUUUUAUGUCCAUUGUUGCAGGGUUUACCGAGGGUCGUAGAUUUCAAUCCGGUGUACAAGCCUGCCUCUUUAAUUUGCAGAAUCGUUGCUGAAAAAACCCUUGUUUGUUUUGUCAGAUAUCAUGUUUUACAAUUUGGUCAUUUUAUUUAAUUAUUUGCAGGUUUUACAUCUAUUUAAGGAUGAAAUGAAGUAAAAAUUUGGCUUGUUUGCAUCAGGUUGCAUUAUUAUUAUUACUAUUAUUAUUAUUAUUAUUAUUGAACCAACACCUUUAUUUUUAGAAUAAUAAAUAUUUUCAGAAUUUGUUGUUGGUGCAUCUUU
Molecule: messenger RNA, 3490 nt
Organism: Cyprinodon variegatus (sheepshead minnow)
Lineage: Eukaryota; Metazoa; Chordata; Actinopteri; Cyprinodontiformes; Cyprinodontidae
Product: thymocyte selection-associated high mobility group box protein TOX-like
Exons: 9
Coding region: 532-1935 (467 amino acids)
Biological process (GO): regulation of transcription by RNA polymerase II
Cellular component (GO): nucleus
Molecular function (GO): chromatin DNA binding
Source: RefSeq, a predicted model, not a curated record